ACUUGUUUUCCUUAGGGUGUGAACUGCAGCUUGGUCCCUCAGCGAUUAUCUUUCAGUGAUCUUCCGAUCCCAGCACAAGGUAUAUAAAUUUGUGGGCGUCAGGGACCCACUAUUUCAAUGUGGAAGACUCCUGAAACUUCCAGGGGAGUUGGGAUGUCUGCCAUCAGUACUGGAAUGUUGAAGGAAAUGCUCAGGGCAAGCUCUGGAUCAGGGCACACACCUACAACAAUCGUUCAACAUCCAAGUAUGGCAUCUACAUCUACUUUAUUUAGCAGAUCCGAUGGAGACAGGCAACCGAGGAGGAGAAAGACAAGACGUUGUGGGAGACGGAGGAGGAAUGGGGACACGCCAAAAGACAAGCACCAACAGAAGAGAUCUCCACCAAGGUACCCUCCGACUCCUUUAAUGAUGGACGAUCUGCCCUUGGAACCUGACGUCAUCCUGAGUGGUGUUUACAAUCCAAUUGUGGAGGAUAUGUAUCCGCGAGGAACAGAAAGAGGAUGGAAUCGGGGACCUAAUAGUAGUUAUCACUAUCAACAUGAUGCUCAACAGGUCCCUGCACUUCUUCAUGGUCACCAUCAAAGGUCAUACAGUGGAGGUUACAAUUCAUACAACAGAGAUUAUGAAAAUCAUUAUUCAAAUUAUAAAGAGCCACGGUACCCUGAGGAUGACAGACCCUAUCAUGAGUACAGAGAAUCAAGUUACUAUAGGGACUCGCGUUAUGGCACUUCUUACUAUAAAGAGCCAUACUAUAAAGGUGGGCACAGCCAUCGUGGGCGAGCUGAUUCUGCUCAUUAUCACGGGAAAUCUUCAGAGCCACACAGAAAGAAACAUUCUAAAAAUUCUGUUACUCCCACUAAAGAUCAUGAGUGCACGGGAAGAACCACUCCAACUACCAAAUCAACUUCAGCUGGUGAAGGCGAGAGCCCUGACACUACAACAUACAGAGUGAUACAUAAUCCAGCUCGGACUGUAGUGGUUCUAACAGCAGGAGAUGACUCUGGGGAUGAAGCUGAAAAAACAGCUGUCACAGCACAGGCUGCUGCAGAUAAAAGUCCCAAAGCAAAAUGUGAUGUCAAAAGAGAAGUAAAAAAAAAUGAGAAUGAAGCUCCUGUAUCUGACACAAAACAAGAAUGCACAGCGGUCCCCAAAGAACAAGAAAAAUUGGAUAUAAAAACUGAACAGAAAACAGAAAUCAAAGAGGAAAUUCUUCCAGCUCCACUGUCUCCUAAGAAAGAGGAUGUUGCAGAGGAGAUCAAUGCUGUCAAAAGGCCGUUUACUGAAGAGUGUGAUAACAGUGCAAGCGAGAACGAGAGAGAGGGAAAAAGAGUGCGCACCGAUUGGGAGCCAGAUAGCUGUACUACUGAAAAGGCUGUCCAGAUCCCCCUAUUGGAUGGAUGGACAGAUGUAUCAACUGUGUCACCACAGACUCCCUGCAACAGUGAGCCGAAGCCUGCAAGUACGUCCCCUGUAUCAACACUUUCUGACACUGCCCGAGCCCUGCGCACAGCUUUUAUUGUGGCCAGGAAGGAAGAGAUUGAGCUGGCAUUCGCCCAGGACUGCCAGACUUAUGCUCUUGUGGCUAGCACGCUGCUGAAAAAAGAUCCAUCUAUUGAGACUGCAAUUAAAAGUGCCCUACGUUCUACCUUGCAAGAGAUUGCGAGUCAAUGUGUUCAUGAACUUCAAAACUUUAUUGACCGCUAUGACAAAGAGACUAAUGGCGCAUUGCACCUUGACAUAAUAAACAGUUUAAAUGACACAAACACGUGAGACCACACCUGUGAGAAAAACAUGUUGAUAUUGUAGAUACUCCAUUUUGAGGAGCAGCCAUUUAAUAGAAAUUUAAAAUUUUCAUUUUUUUUUAUUAUAAGUGGUGCUGGACUCCAAUUCUGGAUUUUCAUUAUUUUCUUGGAGCUUUUAUUUUUGUAUGCUUACUUAAAUCAAGUGCCUAUGAAGCCUUGACAUUUUCUGCAAUCUUUAAUUUUUCAUUGUGAGAAAUCAUUCCGGCCAUAUAAUAUCAACAAGUGAAAAAGUGAAAUAAAAACUUUUCUUUUUGUGAUUCUUAAAA
Molecule: messenger RNA, 2068 nt
Organism: Bombina bombina (fire-bellied toad)
Lineage: Eukaryota; Metazoa; Chordata; Amphibia; Anura; Bombinatoridae
Product: periphilin-1
Exons: 11
Coding region: 118-1770 (550 amino acids)
Biological process (GO): negative regulation of DNA-templated transcription; negative regulation of gene expression, epigenetic; protein localization to heterochromatin
Cellular component (GO): nucleoplasm
Source: RefSeq, a predicted model, not a curated record